CUUGCCUUUGCUGAGCAGCGUUUAAAUACCGCAGCGCGCUUCAGAACUCACCCAGCUCCGACAGAAACGGAAACUCCCUGCUGUCCUGUGAAAGCCGGGGCCAGCCAGCGGCACGGGACUGCUCGCCAAGAAGGAUCUCAGCAUCCAGGAAUGGAGCGCGGGUGCGGGUGGGAGUGAGCGCCCACCCAGGAGCCUGCGAGCCCACGGCGGCGGAUGGAGGGGGCUGGCAGGCCCGCUUCCAAGCGGGUUUUCCAGGGACAGCUGGAGCUGCCGGCAGGGUCAGGAUGUGACAUCACUGACCGGAGAAAAACCCUCGGCCCCGGCUUCUCUAACGAAACCCCCGCGGGCGCUGCAGCGAGGCGGUUCUGCCUGCCGCUGCUGCUGCCGCGGUCCCCAGUCUGCCAACAGUCCCGACAGAGAGCCUGGCUUGGACUUUCUAUCUUUUUAAUUUUUUUUUUUCCUUUUCCUGAAUAAGAGCAGAAAGUGCAGCGGAGGGAUUUGAGACUGGAAGCCGCCGUGCCGGGGAUGAGCUCGCAGGGCUGGAGCUCUCGGUGUUUGGAAUUACGGCUCUGACAAUGGAAUAAUCACCCUUGGGACUGAACCAGAGCUGUUGGACACCGCUGAGGCCAUUGGACACUUCUUUUCAGGGCUCACAGCAAGUUACUGCUAGUAGCAGUGGGAUCUCAGCUCCCGGGAAUGAGGAUUUCCCAAAACAGGCAGUGAUUAGGACUUGGAUGGGCCUCCUGCCCCACCCAGCAGACCACGACAUGAUUUCUAGGAACACGACAGCCCUGAACAUCAAACUCAGCUGAACUUUGCACCAUAAACCUUGGAAGAUCUCCCAUUUUCCAUCUCUUUCCAUGGAUCUGCCCCAAAUACUUGGUCAGUGAUGGAAGAGCACCGGUCAGGUUGGAUGCAUAAAAGUGGAAACUGGGAAAAUCUGAUUGUGCAUUGGCUGAAGCCCUUUCCCACCAGUUAGACUCAGGAUGUGUCCGGGUCCAUUUGCAAAGGAUUUUGCUUUUCUUCCCAGAAAACAGAGACCUCCAUCCCUGAAGACCCCAGCCCUGGGUUUCAUGUUGCUCUGAGCCUCUGCCCUCACCCUGGCUGGCCCUGCCCGCGAUGGCCCUGUGUCUCAAGCAAGUCUUCAACAAAGACAAAACGUUCCGUCCCCGAAAGAAGUUUGAGCCGGGCACGCAGCGCUUUGAGCUGUACAAGAAAGCCCAGGCCUCCCUCAAGUCCGGGCUGGACCUGAAGGCAGUGGUGCAGCUUCCUCCUGGCGAGAGCAUCAACGACUGGAUCGCCGUGCACGUGGUGGACUUCUUCAACCGCAUCAACCUCAUCUACGGCACCAUGUCGGAGUACUGCACCGAGAGGAGCUGCCCCAUCAUGUCCGGGGGGCUCAAGUACGAGUACAGGUGGCAGGAUGACAGCAAGUACAAGAAGCCCACCAAGCUGUCGGCCCCACAGUACAUGUGCAUGCUGAUGGACUGGAUUGAGAUGCUCAUUAACAAUGAGGAUGUCUUCCCCACCAGGAUAGGUGUUCCCUUCCCCAAGCAGUUCCAGCAAGUUUGCACCAAGAUCCUCACCCGCCUCUUCCGUGUCUUUGUCCAUGUCUACAUCCACCACUUUGACAGCAUCAUCAACAUGGGUGCUGAGGCUCACGUCAACACCUGCUACAAGCACUUUUACUAUUUCAUCAGGGAGUUCAGCCUCAUUGACCACAGGGAGCUGGAGCCUUUGAAAGAAAUGACAGAACGAAUUUGCCACUGAAGAUUUCUGGCAGACGAACUCAGCUGGCUCACUCAGAGUCCAGUGGGACAAGAUGCCCUGUGGUGGGAGACCUCUUCCCUAGGACUUGCUCUGGGCAUUCCAGCUCACUGACCUAUGAACACUGCAGAAGUGCUCUUCAGGCCAUGAGAGUGAAUUCUAAGUUUUCCAAGAACCUCUGAACAGAUAUUUCUUCUUUUAAUGGAUCCCAAUCUCUGUUGUAUGGUUCCUGUUUCAGAAAGCCACUGAUGUACUGGAGAAUGAGGAAAGUCUGGUUUACUUUUGCACACUCUGAUUUCUAAGACUCAAUCUGAUAUCUUGUUUUGUCCUCAGCUAUAUUGAUCUCCAAAUAUUUCAUUAUGGAUUCCUGCCCUGUGAGCAGGUGUGUCCUUGGCUACCAGGUGUUACCUUUUCCACAGGCAGUGGGUUUGUGGAAACACCUGAGAUCAGCCCUGCAAAGCAGGUGGCAUUUCAUCCCACUGCCUUCACAGGGUUAGUUGUUGAUUGCUGGUUUUAAUCAUGAGCUGUGACUGUCUCCUUCUGCCCUAAUUCAUGCUUUACCAAAGGGACCAUUUUUCCCUUUAAGGGAUUUUUCACAUUUGGAAGAGGGGACUUGAUGAUGUUCUAAGAUGCAUCUAAUACUGCUUGGACUAAUGGCAAGUUGCCCCAUGACCAAGGAGCUGAACUAGGUCACUGUUCAGUGUGAUCAGCACACACUACCUGAGAAAGUCUCAAAAACUGGUGAAAAGAAACUCUUGCCAGAAAAAAACCAUUUUCAACACAUCAGCAUUUCCUGAGGUGUUGUCUUGGCUCAAGAUGGACAAAUGCUGGUUGUAGAAACUGUUGGUUUUCCAUAACCCAACCUUACAGAAGGUGAAGAAGGACUCAUAAGAGACAUCUCCUCUACUCUGUCCUUGAGGUUCCCUUCCAACCCAAUAUUCUGUGAUUCUUAAAUCUUUUUGACCAUCUGCAAGCAUACUAUUGCUUCCUGGUCUGUGCCAUUACUCCCCUGAAAGGUAUAAUGUCUCAACAUUUCCCCCCCUUCUGCUUGAAGUGUCUGAUAAUUAGUGUUGUGUUCCCUGUGCCAUUUUAAUUUUGACAAAAAUAUUUCUAUUUUUCCUUUUUUGUUGUUUUGGGGGAGUGAAAAUCAAUUUGUCUGAGCCACAGAAUUGUUAUGUUUGUGUUUCGUCUUCUUUUUCUGGGAAAGUUUUCUAUAUCUGACACAGAUAAUAUUUAUAGUCUGGGGUUUGCCCACUUUUGGGGUAGGGAGGGGAUGUGGCUAGAAAAUGUAAAUGUUUAGGCCAACAUUAAAGCGUACAAGUGAAUUUUUAGUGCUCAAAGCACUUAUUUUGUUGUGAAAAUAUUUUUUUAAAUCUUGUGUACCAGAUGAAUAUUUUUACAUGGUAAUAAAACAGAGCAAAAUGGACACAAAACCACCUGAUGCAUCAUUCCAACAUUCUCUGUGUAAAAUAAUCAAAGUCCAAACAUAUUUGUUCUGUUACUAAUUAAAGAAACAUUAAUAAGCCUGCUGUACUUGAUUCUUCGCUGAUCCCUCUGUAUUAAACAGGCCUAAUAAAGAAGGGUAACUUGAAGAGUGGUUUUCCCCUGGGAGCUGCAGCACUGAUGGAUCUCAGUGCCACGCUGAGACCCCAGCUUGCAUCUCAGAGAGCAGCUUAACUGAGGCCAGUGCUGCUGGCCAGCAUCCUCCCCCUGCAGGCUCUGCACCAGAAUUCCCCUGAAGGCAUUUUCCCAGCAAUUCAUGGUGGUGAGCUUCACUCGCUAUUUUCUGUAAAUUCUG
Molecule: messenger RNA, 3565 nt
Organism: Passer montanus (Eurasian tree sparrow)
Lineage: Eukaryota; Metazoa; Chordata; Aves; Passeriformes; Passeridae
Gene: MOB3C
Product: MOB kinase activator 3C
Exons: 7
Coding region: 1120-1770 (216 amino acids)
Biological process (GO): positive regulation of protein phosphorylation; signal transduction
Cellular component (GO): nucleus; cytoplasm
Molecular function (GO): protein kinase activator activity
Source: RefSeq, a predicted model, not a curated record